UGAACCGGUAUUUGUGGUCAGGUGUCCCAAAUUGGUUUGCGUGGUUCCCAACCGUCAUAUGCCCUCCGCUAUCACCUAUAAACACAUGUCUUUCCUCAAGACUGUCAUUAUAAUUCUCAAUUUCAUACUAUGGCUGUUCGGGUGGACUAUUCUGGGAAUCGGCAUUUGGCUGCGAGUGGACCCGAAAUCCUACGAACCAAGUCGCUUCAUCGACACCGACAAUAUGAUUCACGCCAGUCUUAUUAUGAUUAUCACUGGUUUUGUAAUUAUUUUGAUUGGAUUCGUUGGACUCAUUGGAGUGAUCACUGAAAACUCUUGCCUUUUAGCGACAUUCUUCACAGUCCUCACGUGUCUAUUCGUUAUGCAAAUCGCAGCCAUUGUUUUGGGAAUAUUUCACGGAUUUGGAGAAAGAUUGGAGAUAUUUGCUAACGAAGAGAUACUACAGAACCUACAACAGGCCCAAUACAACGACCAGUCGCGCAGAUUCCUCGACUUCUUUCAGGUUAAGUUGAGAUGUUGUGGCGCCCAAUCAUUUAACGACUACGCGAGGUAUGGGAUGACAAUCCCGACGUCCUGUUAUUUGGCCGGAACUACAUAUGUUAACGAACAGGGUUGUGGUCGAGCGCUGAGAAGAUUCCUUGAGCUGAGAUCCGGAAUAAUUGGUUUAUUACAUCAACUAUUGUAUAAGUUU
Molecule: messenger RNA, 691 nt
Organism: Medioppia subpectinata
Lineage: Eukaryota; Metazoa; Arthropoda; Arachnida; Sarcoptiformes; Oppiidae
Source: the annotation of a GenBank genome assembly